ACGAGGGCGUAUCGCAGACUGAGAUUCUGCUCUGCAGCUUCUGUUAUUCCCAUUAACAGACUGCGUGUAUUGUUAAUUAAGGCGUCGGUGGCGCUGUCCGGACUAAGACUUGUCCCGAGUCGAGACUCUGGGUUCUCCGUUUCGAGCGCGAAUACCCGCGCCCUCGCAACACUAACACAACUCUGCCAUAACGAGCAUACAUUGCAAUGGCAGACGAUACGCGGGAUAUCAAAGAUGAGGCCAUCGAUGAGGCAGUCGAUGAGGCGCUUGGGGGGAUGAAGCUGGAGGAAGAGGUCUCCCCAGUAGUUGAUGAGAGUGCGGUCAAUGGUACAAUCGCGCAAGCACACACGCCCAACGGCACGAAAGAGUCUGCCUCCACAACGCCAGGAUCUUCUAAAUCUGAAUCACCGACACCAACCAAGGAACAGAGUGCAAGCCGAACACCUAAGUCCGAGGAUAUGGAGGGAGAGGAGGAGAAGGGGGAGGAGACCAUCGGUGGUGAUAUUACGGUCACAGUCGAGCCGGGCAAAGCACCAAAAUUGCUACGAAAAUCAGGACAAAAAGUAAUCUCACGUCCACCGGCCCUUUUCGACCACCUCCCAGAUGUCACGGAAGAGGCUACGAAGGUAUUCCAAGUAAUCAAGGAUUGUAUCUACGGAUCCAAGUACAUGGGAUAUUCAGAGCACGACGCCCUGGAUUGUGACUGCUCAGAGGAGUGGAGAGAUGGCGCGAACCACGCAUGCGGAGAAGAUUCGGAUUGUAUCAACCGUGCGACAAAAAUGGAAUGUGUAGACGAAGACUGCAAUUGUGGCAGAGGGUGUCAAAACCAACGCUUCCAGCGCAAACAGUACGCCGAUGUCUCUGUGAUCAAGACAGAGAAAAAAGGCUAUGGUUUGCGGGUGAACACUGACCUGCAGCCCAACGAUUUUAUUUUCGAGUACAUUGGCGAGGUCAUCAAUGAGCCAACGUUUAGACGGCGCACCAUUCAGUACGAUGAGGAGGGUAUCAAGCAUUUCUAUUUUAUGUCCCUCACGAAGAACGAAUUCGUCGACGCAACGAAGAAAGGCAACCUGGGGCGAUUCUGCAACCAUUCCUGCAAUCCAAACUGCUACGUGGAUAAAUGGGUUGUCGGCGAGAAACUCCGCAUGGGCAUUUUUGCCGAGCGACACAUCAAAGCUGGCGAGGAGCUGGUGUUCAACUACAACGUUGAUCGCUAUGGCGCCGACCCCCAACCAUGCUACUGCGGCGAGCCAAAUUGUACAGGCUACAUCGGAGGCAAAACCCAGACUGAGCGUGCAACAAAAUUGUCGCAUGCGACAAUUGAAGCUCUUGGUAUUGACGAUGGUGAUGGAUGGGAUACUGCUGUCGCUAAGCGACCCCGGAAAAAGAAGACUGGCGAAGACGACGAGGAAUAUGUCAACAACGUCCAGCCAAAGGGACUCGAUGAGGAGGGUGUCCGAAAGGUCAUGGCAACUCUCAUGCAGUGUAAAGAGAAAUGGAUUGCUGUCAAACUUCUCGACCGUAUCCAACGCUGCGGCGAUGACAAAGUCCGAAACAGGGUGGUGCAAAUGCAUGGCUACCAAAUACUUCGCUCCACAUUAACCACCUGGAAAGAUGACCACAAUGUCGUCCUCCAAAUCCUCGAUAUUCUUUACAAAUUUCCGCGUCUCACUCGAAAUAAAAUCUCCGACUCAAAAAUCGAAGCUACGGUGGAAACACUCGUGAAUUCUGAACACGAAGAUGUUGCAUUUGAAGCGAAGAGAUUGAUAGAAGAAUGGAGCAAACUCGAAGUGGCUUACCGAAUUCCACGCAAGAAGUUCGAUCCAACAGCAGCGCCCAUUUUCGAGCGACGAAAUACAGAGCCGUCCCAGCCUGCAAAAGAGACUUCGACCUCUGCAAUUGUCGCUCCUACUGGUCCCCGCAAUACCGCUCCUCGGAGCUUCCCACCUUCGAGACCUCCAAUUAGGAGACCGUUCAAUCCAUUGCCUGCAGGCUGGUUCACAGCUAUGGAUGCCAAUGGCGUUCCAUAUUAUUACAGUAAAACGGGCCAAACCCAAUGGACAAGACCUUUAUACCCCGCACCUGAACCACCGCCACCGCCUAAACAACCACCGAAGAGUGUUCAGACGGCAAAGGCGUUGCAAGAUAUUAUCGACAGCAUUACGAAGCCCGAUCCUUCAUCACAGACUCCUCAAAGCUCGCUCCAGACUUCUAAUUCGACACCUACCAAGGAAAAGAAGAAAAAGUCCGAGAAAUGGCGAUCUCUUCCCCAGGAGAAGCAGAUGAAGCUCUACGAAAAUACCCUCUUCCCUCACAUUAAGCACGUUAUGAAGAAAUUUACCUCGCAACUCCCGAAAGACGACCUCAAAAAGUUUGCCAAAGAAGUAGGCAAGAAACUUGUAGCAUCGGAUUUCAAGAACAAUCGCGUCGAAGAUCCAACAAAGAUCAGUGAGAAACAGGAGAAGAAAGUCAAAAAAUAUGUGAGGGAAUAUUUUGAGAAGGCCGUCGAGAAGAAAAAAGCCAUUGACAAGAAAAAGAGGGAGAAGGAAAGGCUCAAUGGUGUUAAGGACACUUCUAAGGAUAAGGAUGAUGAGAAGACCAGAGAGCUUAACGUGAACGGAGAUACUGCCCAAGUGGACAGUAUAAAGGCAGAGGAGGCGAAAGAGGACAGUGACAUAGAGAUGUCUGACAACGAGGAAGACAAAGCUCUCAUUGCUUCUUUUGCUCAACGAUCGCCUUCUGCCCCCGCUACACCAGCCGAAUCCUCUUCGGAUCUGAAACGCAAGCGGGAAGACGAAUUCGAUACCGUCGGUAACGAUAGCGAGUCCAGUAAACGUCUUAAAGAAGAAGACAACCUUGAAAACGGCAUCUCGCCACCUCCACCUCCACCGCCUCCGCCUUCUGGGGAGAUGCCUGAUGUGAUGGCUUCACAAGAGGAUGAAGACAUACACAUACACCAUGCGAAGGAGGAAACGGAAGAAGAAAAGGAGCUGCGCCUGCAAGAAGAGGCCUUGAUGCGUGAGAAUGAAGAAGCGCUGAUGCGUGAGAACGAAGAGGCGCUGAUGAUGGAUCUUAACGGUUCACUAAAAGCCGAGGAGAAAGACGGCAAGCUACGCGAUCAUAUUGCAAUGCGUUAUCCGGUGAGCGAAUUGGUGGAUAUUCAACCUGUGGAGUUGAAUGGUGGAAAGGAUGGAGCCGAGGAAGGCAUGAAGGUUGAGCAUGAGCGGAAGGGUGUUCUCAGCCAUUAAGGAUGCUAUGGCUCCGGCUUCUUGUAGGCGAAACAAGACGGAGCAAAGCAUAGACCUUUGUACUCGUGUAUCAUAAGCAUCGGCGUCAGUUGGGGGUUUAUUUGCACUUGCAUAUCGGGGGCGUUGCACGGCCGUUGAGCAGGUCUAGCAUUCGGGCUCUGAGACUAUCAACACCGCGCUGUGUUCAGCGAGAUGAGGCGAGAAAGGCUUCGAGGACGAGAUAUUUAAUGCAAUGACACCAAACAAUAAAAGCCU
This is a messenger RNA of Amorphotheca resinae ATCC 22711, 3503 nucleotides long. RefSeq lists its product as hypothetical. The transcript is spliced from 3 exons. Lineage: Eukaryota; Fungi; Ascomycota; Leotiomycetes; Helotiales; Amorphothecaceae. The record is from RefSeq and is a predicted model, not a curated record. Gene Ontology annotation, biological process: regulation of DNA-templated transcription. Gene Ontology annotation, molecular function: protein binding; histone H3K36 methyltransferase activity. Gene Ontology annotation, cellular component: chromatin; nucleus; chromosome. Bases 207 to 3248 code for a protein of 1013 amino acids.